Macrobrachium nipponense is the source of this 4048-nucleotide messenger RNA. It is a transcript of the gene Apt1, whose product is annotated as acyl-protein thioesterase 1-like. Gene Ontology annotation, cellular component: cytoplasm. Lineage: Eukaryota; Metazoa; Arthropoda; Malacostraca; Decapoda; Palaemonidae. Gene Ontology annotation, molecular function: palmitoyl-(protein) hydrolase activity; carboxylic ester hydrolase activity. The record is from RefSeq and is a predicted model, not a curated record. The transcript is spliced from 7 exons. Gene Ontology annotation, biological process: protein depalmitoylation. The coding region runs from base 205 to 882 and encodes 225 amino acids.
CGUUGUUUAUGUGUCGUCUGUCCCGGUUGACGUUGGACGGAGGGGAAAGAGAGAGAGAGAGGGAGAGAGUGAAGAGGGAGAAAGAGAGUGAGUGAGAGAGAGAGAGAGUAAAAUCCGUUUCUCCGUCAAUGUUCAUGUCUUCGUAACGUCUCCUGUGGGAAGUAAUCCACGGAACGGAUUUCCUCGGAAGUGGGUUACCAUCGUAUGGGUGGUAACUCCUCGAAAAUGGCGGCCCCGGUAGUAGUCAACGCUACAGCCAAGCACACAGCCACUGUGAUAUUUCUUCAUGGCCUUGGAGAUACAGGCCAUGGGUGGGCAAGUGCAAUGGCAGCAAUUGGUUCACCACACAUCAAGUUUAUUUGCCCCACUGCGCAGGUGAUGCCAGUGACACUUAACGCAGGCUUCCGAAUGCCAUCAUGGUUUGAUCUCAAAUCUUUGGAUGUAGAUGGGCCUGAGGACAGUGAAGGAAUCAAGAAAGCAAGAGACGGAAUUCACCAGCUCAUUGAAGAAGAGAUUAAAGCUGGGAUUGCUAAUGAACGAAUUAUGUUAGGUGGUUUCUCCCAAGGUGGAGCCUUAGCCUUAUAUUCAACGUUUACCUAUUCCAAGACACUCGCAGGGGUUGUUGGUCUGUCUUGUUGGCUUCCUUUAAGAGACGAGUAUCCACAGGCUGCCAUCAGUAACACAGGGUCACCAAUACUUCAGUGUCAUGGUGAUUGUGACCCCAUUGUACCAUACAAAUUUGGUCAGAUUACAAGCCAAAUUAUUAAGAAGUUUGCCGGCAACAUUGAGUUCAAGACCUAUAGAGGCAUGAUGCAUUCAUCGUGUGAGGAGGAAAUGGCUGACAUCAAGAAAUUUAUUGACAAGUGUCUACCUCCUGUAUAGAAGCAUCUAUGGACGUCACCAGAUAUCACAACAUUAAAUUUCUGUUAAAGUGAAGCAAGACUAUCGGUGAUUUUGGAAAAAGAGAAAAUAGUUUCUCUGUACAAAAUAUCUUGGUUGCUAGAAUCCUUUUAGAAUUUUGUCAUGUUUAGGCAAAGGUGUUACCAGGUAUCUGAAAAAUAUAGUAUAAUAUCAGUAAAAGUUACAACACACAAAUCAUUCCAAUACAUGAUUAUUGUUUAUUGUACAACAAGUUUUAUUUUGAUGUAAUAUCUGGGGGUGUUGGUGACUGAAAGACAUGCUUCAACUUAUGCAAUUUUUAUUCUGAAGUUCUAUAAUCUUGUCUGGGACAAGAUUUGGUUAAAUAAAUUCUCAAUCAUGAUCAUGAUUACGGUAAUAAUGUUAGUAGAAAUAUAGGAGGUGAUUCUCCUUACCAUAUACAGUAUAUAUGAAUAUAUGUUUGCUUUCUUAUUUAUAUAUGGUAUAAUCCCCACCCCCUUAAUCUUGCUAUCAUUUGAGGGUAGUAGGCAAUUGCAAGUGCUAUAUUUUGACACUAUCUGGAGGUCAUAGUGUGCAGGCAGUUGAGGCCCUCUCCCCAAAAUUUAUGAAAGGCAGACUAUAGCUUGGAUUAUAUGCAUCUUUACACACAUACUAUUGAUAGUAUAUCUGCUGUUGAGAGAUUUUUGCUUCUUGGCAUGAAAAGAUAUAGUGUAAAAUAGGCAUCUUGAAGAAUACAUGGUAGUAAGUAACAUUAAAAGAUGUACAAAUGUCAGCUCUUUUGUUUAUAUAAUAAAUGUACCUGCCUUUUAUUUUAUUUUUUUGCUGAGUUGUUUGAUAUCCAAAAUUACAAAUAUACAGUAUACCGUUCAAAUUCAAAAUACUAUGCUUUAGUAUAAUUCUGAUUACUUAUAAACUACUUAAGAUAUCAUUAAAGCAUUUUUAGUUUAUAGAGGAAAAAAUGAGAGGGUGUUACUGAAAAUUAAACAUUUUCAUUUACAGCGUUAUUUAAUCACAAGGAAACCCAGUGCAACAUGUAUAAAAAUUUAAUAAUUUUUAAGAAUGCCUUGUAGAAUAAGAUCGGUUGGGUGAUGGUUCUAUGCUGUAGCAAUAAGAACAAGGUGUUCUUCAGUACACUAAUAUAUAAGUACAAUUUUGUCACAGACUACAUAAUCUGGACUUACGGAAACCAUGCAGUGAAACCUAAGAUUUUGCAUAUUUGAAUGCUUAUUGAAAAUUUUAAACAUCAGAGAUUGUUUCAAAUGCACUUUGCAUUUAAAAUUUUCUGGUGUAAUGAUUAGCACUGUGGUAUCUGGCUUAACAAGUGCCGUUAAUUGUUUUAAGUGUGAAAUAAAAUGUUUCUUUUAUGUUCGCCAUGAAGAGUUGUCAGUCUUGUGUGUGACAUGUUAUCUAUUUUAGGUGCCAAAGAUACUAUACACAUGAAGCAAUUUUGGAAGUACACCACUAUCUUGCAUGUUACUGGGAAGGUGUAUAUUUUGUUAAAACUUCUCAUAAGGUUGUUCCCAGCUACUCUAGACUGUCAGUGAUAUGCCAUUUGGCUGUAGUUUUGUCUCUCCUUUACUUACACUACUGUAUCACUAUCCAAGCAGUAUUGUUUCCUCCCAAGAUCUUUUGGCAGUCUCGUCACAUUGGGAAGCAGUUUUCUUGGCAAGUCUUUAAUAAAUUAUACAGUUUUAAACAGUGUUCAUUUUAUUGUGUAUUACUGGAGAAGUAUUUAGGGAAGUACAUUUGUCAUUCUUUACCAGUCCCCAUUACUCCGUGUUUCAUUACUCGGUGUUUUACUUGGAUAGUGGUGCCCCAUGAUCCUUAGUUUUGUCACAAAGUAAGUACUUGUUGCAUAGAAAGCCUUUCAUCAAGGAUUUAGUAAACACUGUAAUCAAGUACUAUUGUUUAACAGGUCCCUUAUGUUAGUCACCCCAGGAGAGUAAUAAAGGUUUGUAACCUGAAAGAAGAACGCAUUAGGAUGUAAACCCAAACCAGUAGCUGUAGGUCUGUUUAGAGUAAAAGGGCCUAUUUGUGCUCUAGUGGGAUUACCAUGCCAUUUUUCAUUUCAGUGUAUAAUGCCCAGUCAUCACUAUGUGCUAUUUUGGACUUUGUAUUUCCUUUUCUAGCUCUUAAUUUCCUUUUCUAUUCCCAGAUCUUAAGUGUUGGUGUGUCCUGAUAGUUUUGUUUACUGUGAUACUUCAGCAUUUAUUUAAUUACUGGAAUGUUGGAUAUCCUAUUAUGCAGAAGUUUUCAUAUGCAAAAUGGUUUAGGUUCAGCUGUAUGUAGAAAUGGUAUCACUUGCAUUCUUACAUAUACAUAUUCAAGUUACAGUCCUUACUAACUGUUGAAUUAUACCUUUCAAGGAACCUUCAAGUACAGCAUUUGUCUUCUGUCUCUAAAACCUUUUUCAAUGCUGUUUCUCAAGUAUUAUUGAGCACGUGUGUUCCACAUUCUUGUAGGACAACUGGACAAUCUCUACACACAGACAUAAAAGUCUUGCAGUUCACAAAAAUGUAAUCACCUUCUCGUGUAUUGUUAAAUUUACUUCGUGUGUUGGAUGUGUUCAGUUCUCUAUUCAUUACACCUUUUAAUGCAGUGUUAAUUUAGUUGUCAGUCUUAAUGACUUAGUUCUAACAUUUUCAUUGGCAUCAUACCAAAUGCGAUGUCUGGUACAAGUCAUAAUAUACAAAAUUAUAGAAGUAAUUUCUAAAUGGAUAUUUUUAAUAUAUAAAGCCAGUGCGUAAUCUUUUAUGCAGGACAGUGUAUUAUUACCUAAGAUAAAUCCUGAAGUCCCUUAGGAGUAGCCUUGACCUGUAGUUUUCCUUGUUAACAGGUUGUAGACACUGGUUCACAUCAGAUGUAUAAUCCUAAUCUGGUGUGUAUUCAAGUUUUGAAUAUACCUUCAUUGGUUCCAUUUACAGUCAGUAGGCAAAGUGUUGUUCAGCUAGUAGUAUAGCAUUAUUCUACUUUCACUGUUAUGCAUUUUGCAUUGAAUGAUACAUAGGGUUACAGGAGCUGAAUUCAUAUUUUUCAUUGGUUAGCAAUAACACAUGUUUAUUUCCAUAAGAAAAGCAUUCAGCUCUACACACUUGCAGUUAUGUAAUUAUUUUUUCCUUAUGUACGAGGUUGUAAGUUGUAAGAUAACUUUCAUAAAGGAAUGUAAGAA